Pestalotiopsis fici W106-1 is the source of this 1329-nucleotide messenger RNA. RefSeq lists its product as uncharacterized. Lineage: Eukaryota; Fungi; Ascomycota; Sordariomycetes; Amphisphaeriales; Sporocadaceae. The record is from RefSeq and is a predicted model, not a curated record. The coding region runs from base 1 to 1329 and encodes 442 amino acids. The transcript has a single exon.
AUGUCUUCGUCAAACGUUAACAGUACGGGCUCUGGCACUGCUGCUGCUGACCCGACAACCACGUCGGAUUCGGCAGCGACUCCAACAUCAAGUCUUGUUUCUACCACUGAUGAGGAGACGUCUACUAACACACCUACCACCACAGCCACGGAUGCGGCUUCCACCCCAGCCGAUACUCCAACAACCACCACUGCAAACACAACACCCAUAACUACCAGUGACACGUCUACUUCAGAAACCAGUGAAACAACGUCGAUAGAAUCGACUACUUCAACAACAGAUCCAACAACGUCUGCGACGCCAACCACUACCUCAACCACCUCAACAAGUAGUACAUCGGAAACUACAUCUAGUAGCACAACCACCACGCCAACUUCAACUCCUACUACUACUACUGCCCCUAGCACGACAUCGACAAGCAGCCGUACUCCCUCGAGCACUGUCGUGACCACAGAGCUGACCUCAUCGGCAAAUGGAAGUACCACUGUAAUCGUGAUUACCUCGACCAAGGCCGUUGACAACACUGCAACGACGGGAGGCGCCGGUUCCACAUCAACUGCCGCCGAUGGAAGUAUUAUUACGAAUGGCUCCAACUCGGGCAGCAGCGGAGGACUCGACAGCGGAGGCAAGAUCGCCGUUGCCGUCGUAGUUCCAAUUGCGGCCGUGGCUCUCUUGGUUGUCGGUGCCAUCUUCCUGUGGAGGAAGCGAAAGCAGAGAAAGGAUGCCGAGGAAGAGAGAAGGAAAGAGGUUGAGGACUACAUUUACAACCCGAAUGCCGACCCGACUCUGCCAGAUGUUGGUAGCGCCGCAGGUGGUGCCUAUGAGAUGAAGGAAGAUACCUCUUCGGGGUACCGUGGCUGGGGCUCCACUACCCUUGCCGGAUCUACAGGACGUAAAGCAUCAACUACCUUGUCCGGUGGUGCAGCAGGUGUGGCUUAUUCGGACGGCACUCAAUAUGGCAACGUAUCUGACACGAGAUCAGGAGAACCACUUAUGAGCGACGGCUCUCACUCGCCAGAGGGAGAGAUUCUUGGUGCCAUGGGCCCAUCAGCCGCCGACACUCGCGGCGGCAACGUACACCGUGGACCAUCUAACGCCUCGUCUUCAUACAGCGCUGCAGGUCGUUCGGACGGUUCUGGCGAUGUCGGAACUGGCGUGGCUUAUGGCGGUCCAGGAUACUACGACCAGUAUGGCAGCAACCCCUACGAUACCGGCGCACCCGGUGGUGGUCAGCCCAUCAUCCGUGACAACCCAGCCCGACGCAACACACGAAUCGAGAACCCCUCGCACUACCCACAACAGAGCGCAGGCAUUUCCCAGAACUUCUAG